UUGACAACCAUAUUAACAAUCAAAUACAAAAUGAUUCUGUUACUGAUGCUUCUCGUGGCCUCAUCGGUGCAUGCCGAUAAUUGUUCAUAUAUAUAUGACGGACUGCAUUAUACAAGAUCUUCAAUAUUGACUAUAAAAGGCCUACCAACAAACCUAGCGUACAAUCCAAACAACAAAGAUUUACAUUUCACACUAAUAGAUUUAGAAACAUUACAAAAUGAUGAAGUUCAGACUAAAAUGGAUCAGUACAUCCUAAGAAACGGUGAGCCGAUUAAAAUAGAUAACGUGAAAGGCCAGGCCGCAGCUGUGGACGUCAAAGACAAUAAAGUGUACAUCGCUAGUGACGAUGGCAUUGGUGUUUUAAAUGCAAGUGAUAAAGUACAAUUCGCAAGUCUCAAAGACGAAGAUAUAGUUCAACUGUAUAAACCAUUUAACAGUGAUGAUUUGUACGCUGUUACGUUCCCUGAUAACGAAGUAUACGUUGUGAAUAUUAAAGAGAACGAAAAGAAAAAAGUAGAAUAUGUUCCUUGUGCUUUUAUAAUAGCAGUUGAUGGAGAAGAAAAUAUCUUCUAUGAAUGCGAUUCGAAAUACGUUAAGGUAUUAUUAAACGGUUUCCAAGAAUCAAUAGAGUACGUAGGCAUAGCUAAAAAUUCAGCUAGAGCUAUAGCCGUUGAUGAAAGUAACAGAGUUAUUUUAGCUGCUAACGAUGGUUUGUACUGGCUGAAAACAGAUAAUUUAAUACCUAGAAAACUGAUGAAUUUGGACUUUGUGCCUUCGGGAAUCGCUUUCAAUGGCGACGAAAUAUAUUUAGCAGAAUAA
This is a messenger RNA of Parnassius apollo (apollo), 819 nucleotides long. The record is from the annotation of a GenBank genome assembly. Lineage: Eukaryota; Metazoa; Arthropoda; Insecta; Lepidoptera; Papilionidae.